Messenger RNA from Camellia sinensis, 2250 nucleotides. Its product is annotated as sodium/hydrogen exchanger 1. Gene Ontology annotation, molecular function: sodium:proton antiporter activity; potassium:proton antiporter activity. The record is from RefSeq and is a predicted model, not a curated record. Gene Ontology annotation, cellular component: plasma membrane. NCBI's taxonomy places the organism in Eukaryota, Viridiplantae, Streptophyta, Magnoliopsida, Ericales, Theaceae. Gene Ontology annotation, biological process: regulation of stomatal closure; regulation of intracellular pH; sodium ion import across plasma membrane.
AAGACGCCCCCGUCUCUCUCUCUCUCUCUCAUGCAUUCUCAUCUUCUCUCUCUUUACAGGAUUUUCACGUUCUCUCUUCAACUUUCUCGGCAAUUUGCUUUCAUUUUCUCUCUUUUUCCGAUCUUUUUCUCUGGCUAUCUCCAUAGUUUCCGUGUCCCUAAACAUCGCUAAUUGCUGAAGAACUCGAAAACAGAGAUCAACUCCGAACUAUCUGUUUGAAUUCAAUCAUUUUGCCCAUUUUUUGAAAACUGUUGGUUGAUUUCGACAAUGCCUUGUUUCAUUUCCCUUGGAAAUGCAUUUAGUUGGCGGCUUUCUAAUGUGGAUUCUACAAUCUGGAGGGAAUUUUUUGGGGCUGAGAAUGAAAAGUAGGUCAGAUUAUAGUUAAUUGCUUUGUGUGGUGGAUUUAGAAAGUUGUAACAAUGGCUUUCGAAUUGAGUUCAGUAUUGUCAAGGUUGGGGAUGGUAUCAACUUCGAACCAUGCUUCGGUUGUGUCAAUGAAUUUAUUUGUGGCGCUUCUUUGCGCGUGUAUUGUGAUCGGUCAUUUGCUCGAGGAGAGCCGAUGGAUGAAUGAGUCCACCACUGCCCUUGUCCUUGGUCUGUGUACCGGGUCUGUGAUUUUGCUUACAAGUGGGGGAAGAAGCUCGCAUGUUUUAGUCUUCAGUGAAGAUCUUUUCUUCAUAUAUCUUCUUCCACCUAUUAUAUUCAAUGCCGGGUUUCAGGUGAAAAAGAAGCAAUUUUUCCGUAACUUCAUCACUAUUACACUGUUUGGUGCUGUUGGUACAAUUAUUUCCUGGGUCGUUAUAUCAGUAGGUGUCACACAGGUCUUUAAAAGAAUGGAGAUUGGCUCUCUAGAUAUUGGUGAUUACUUAGCAAUCGGUGCGAUAUUUUCUGCAACAGACUCUGUUUGCACAUUACAGGUGCUUGAUCAGGAUGAGACACCGCUACUCUACAGUCUGGUUUUUGGGGAAGGUGUCGUAAAUGAUGCUACAUCAGUGGUGCUUUUCAAUGCAAUACAAAGCUUUGACGUUACAAAUUUUGAUCCCACAAUUGCCCUUCAAUUUCUUGGCAAUUUCUCGUAUUUAUUUGUUGCAAGCACUUUGCUGGGAGUGCUAACUGGGCUGCUUAGUGCCUAUAUCAUCAAAAAGCUGUAUUUUGGCAGGCACUCAACCGAUCGUGAGGUAGCUCUUAUGAUUCUCAUGGCUUAUCUUUCAUAUAUGAUGGCCGAACUAUUCUAUUUGAGCGGGAUUCUAACUGUAUUUUUCUGUGGGAUUGUUAUGUCCCAUUACACCUGGCACAACGUGACAGAGAGUUCAAGGAUCACAACAAAGCAUGCUUUUGCGACUUUGUCUUUUGUUGCCGAGAUUUUUAUUUUUCUUUAUGUUGGAAUGGAUGCUUUGGACAUUGAGAAGUGGAGGUUUGUUAAUGACAGUCCCGGAAUAUCAGUUGCAGUGAGUUCAAUCCUGCUAUGCCUAAUUUUGGCUGGAAGAGCAGCUUUUGUGUUUCCACUAUCUUUCUUAUCUAAUCUAGCCAAGAAAAAUCCAAAUGAAAAAAUUGAGUUCAAGCAGCAAGUUACAAUAUGGUGGGCCGGUCUUAUGAGGGGAGCAGUGUCUAUGGCACUUGCUUAUAAUAAGUUCACUAGCUUGGGUCAUACUCACUUGCGAGGAAAUGCAAUUAUGAUAACAAGCACCAUCACCGUCGUUCUUUUUAGCACGGUGGUGUUUGGUUUAUUGACCAAACCUCUUGUAAGGUUAUUGCUGCCCCCAAAACGGUUGUGCAGCACCGUAUCAUCAGAUCUCGGAACUCCAAAGUCAUCCACAAUGCCACUUCUCGAAGGCAGACAAGAUUCCGAAGUUGAUCUGGACGGCACUGGUAUCCCCCGCCCAAACAGCCUACGGUUAUUUUUAAGCACCCCAACUCACACCAUCCACCGUCUCUGGCGUAAGUUUGAUGAUACGUUCAUGCGUCCCGUGUUUGGUGGGCGGGGUUUCGUUCCCUACGUGCCCUGUUCACCGACGGAACGGAAUGAACCAGGUGCUGACCAAUGAAAAUGAGAGGGGAAGGGAAGACAGUAUGUUCAAUACAAAACGAGAUUUAUUAGCAACAUGAGACUGGAGUCCACACGUCAUCAUGAUGUGGGCUCGACUCCCACUGUGAGUAGGAAAAUGCAGUAGAACAAAAUGGUGUAUGUAAUAUUAUUCGUAUAUAAUAUAUUAGCCCGGCAUGGGAUGUUUUGUUCUGCCGCGAUUAUCA